CAAGCUGCAAGGCUAGCAAAGCCGCGCCGACGGAGGCCCGCGUGUCAGCCCAGCUGCUCUUCAUCAUCCGUGACGCAAUCCUGCCCGGAUGCCAAGCCUCCAGGAUGGGGUGGGCGCGCGCGCGCUGCUCUGCAAAGGGACGAUCCUGUUGCUGAGGGACUCCGACUCACGUUUUAGAAGGUAACUGCUGCUGGCAACGGUAAACCCCAACGAGAAGCUGGCACAGCACCGAGCCGGCCUCCGGCGCCUCUCCACCCGGCAGCUCCCCCAUCCUGAGCCGCCGCCAGCAGCCACUGAGAAGAGCUCCGCCAGGGAGGAUGCACCGACGCGUCCAGCCCACCCUCACUUCCGGCUCCCAGGAGACUUCCCCCCACAUACAGUGUGGCUGCCUGCUUAUUCUGCUCCCAUCGGGCCACGCUGGACACCUCCUGGACACCUCAGGAGUCGCUGGACACCUCCUAUUCAGACACUGCAGUAAUUGUGGAGUUUGAAUCCAAGUCAGCCUGAAUAUGAGAGAUUUCAAUGGUUUGAAAUUCUGAUUCAUGGGAGGAAGAAACGAAAACCAAACCCACUGGUCAUUUGUGUAUUUCGCUGGGGAACUAUAUAAAAACAAUACAGAGGGGAGGCUUUGGCAGCAAGCUACAAGCUAACUUAACUAGAUACAACUCUCAGGUUGGGGAGAGGAGGUUGGAAUGUGUCUGCGAAGGGAGGAGGUUGGGAAAGGGAAGGGAUUUCCUGGGUUUGAUGCAGGAGAGACCAAACUGGCCUCUCUGAUCCUUUCCCACCUAUCGGAGGCUUGGGUUCAAUGCGGUUGGGGUGCAGAGAACAGAGGAGAAAUUGGGGAGCACUGAUGACCCGUGUGGUAGAGAACCGAUGGGAGGGUCUGGCUCUCUGCUUAAAACAUGAGCACAAGAUGGCCAUGGAAGGUCCUGGUUCUGCAGUCUGCAAGGUCAUUGAGGCAUGUUGAUCAGGCUCCAAACUAUUAGCUUGUUCAAACAGCAAGAUUUUGAGUUGUUGCCCAUUGUCCUUUGGGGUGGGCAACUUAUUAAUAACAAUAUUUCAUAAGGCACUGCUAAGGAAAUGCAUACAUUCCGAGGUUGAGCUUAAUAGUUUUAGUAAGCAGUUCAGAUCCAUGUUAUUUCUGAAGGUAGAAAGACGCCUGCAGAGUAGAACAGGACCAUUGUCUGGUGACGAUAGGAUCUCCUGACUGUUCCUUUUCUAUCCCAGGCUCUGACUAGUUUUCUCUCUUGGUACCAGCAGCAGGUGAGACUUGGGAGAGGAAGAAUGUUCAGAAAUAUAACAAAAUGAUAGAAAACCAGCGGAGGGAGCUGUGAAAGGGGAAAAGAUAGAAAGCAACAGAGUCGAAGAACUGGAACAAAAAGGAAGAAUGGGAAUGAAAUACCUGCUUUUCAGCUGUAAUCCAACAAAUCAUACAGCAAGAAAGAAAAAGAAUACUUUAUCCUCUGCAUAGGAAAAGCUUGAGUUCUCAACCAAGCUUUCAUCCUCAAUAGGAAAUGAAGGGAAGGAAGAAACCACAUAAAUGCCUGGAAUGUGGAAAGAGCUUCAGCAGGAGUGGAGAUCUUACUAGACACCAUAGAACCCACACUGGGGAGAAACCACAUACAUGCCUGGAGUGUGGAAAGACCUUCAGUACGAGAGGAGAACUUAAUACACACCACAGAAACCACACUGGGGAGAAACCACAUACAUGCCUGGAGUGUGGAAGGAGCUUCAGCAUGAAGCAAGCUCUUAAUAUACACCAUAGGACCCACACUGGGGAGAAACCACAUACAUGCCUGGAGUGCGGAAGGGGCUUCAGCCAGAGUGGAGACCUUACCAGACACCAUACAUCCCACACUGGGGAGAAACCACAUACAUGCUUGGAGUGUGGAAAGAGCUUCAGCAGGAGUGGAACUCUUACUCUACACCAUAGAACCCACACUGGGGAGAAACCAUAUAAAUGUAUGGAGUGUGGAAAGAGCUUCAGCAGGAGUGGAACUCUUACUGUACACCAAAGAACCCACACUGAGGAGAAACCAUUUAAAUGCUUGGAGUGUGGAAAGAGCUUCAGUGAUGGGAGAAGUCUUACUCUACACCAUAUAUCCCACACUGGGGAGAAACCACAUAAAUGCUUGGAGUGUGGAAAGAGCUUCAGCAUGAAGGAAGCUCUUACUAUACACCAUAGAACCCACACUGGGGAGAAACCAUAUAAAUGCUUGGAGUGUGGAAAGAGCUUCAUUGCUAGGAGAAAUCUUACUCUACACCAUAGAACCCACACUGGGGAGAAACCAUAUAAAUGCUUGGAGUGUGGAUGUGGAAAAAGCUUCCACACGAGUGGAAAACUGCAUCUACACCAUAGAACCCACACUGGGGAGAAACCAUAUAAAUGCUUGGAGUGUGGAAAGUGCUUCUGCACGAGUGGAAAACUGAAUCGACACCAUAGAACCCACACUGGGGAGAAACCAUAUAAAUGUUUGGAGUGUGGAAAGAGCUUCAGUGAAAGAAGAACUCUUACUCGACACCACAGAACCCACACUGGGGAGAAAAAACAUAAAUGCUUGGAGUGUGGAAAGUGCUUCAGUAAGAUUUCAAACCUUACUAUACACCAUAGAACCCACACUAGGGAGAUACUACAUAGAUGUUUGCAGUGUGGAAAGAGCUUUAGUGAUAGGAGAAAUCUUGCUCUACAUCAAAGAACCCACACUGGGGAGAAACCACAUAAAUGCUUAGAGUGUGGCAAGACCUUCAGCAGGAAUAGAACUCUUACUAUACACCAUAGGACCCACACUGGGGAGAAACCAUAUAAAUGCUUGGAGUGUGGAAAAAGCUUCAGGCAGAUUGCAAACCUUACUAUACAUCAUAGAGCCCACACUGGGGAGAAACCAUAUAAAUGCUUAGAGUGUAGAAAGAGCUUCAGGACGAGUGGAGAACUUACUAGACAUCAUAGAACUCACACUGGGGAGAAACCACAUAAAUGCUUGGAGUGUGGAAAGAGCUUCAGCACGAGUGGAGCUCUUACUAAACACCAGAAAACCCACACUGGGGAGAAAACAUAUAAAUGCUUGAUGUGUGGAAAGAGCUUCAGCAGGAGAGGAGAAUUGAAUCUACACCAUAGAACCCACACUAGAGAGAAAACACAUAAAUGCUUGGAGUGUGGAAAGAGCUUCAGCCAUGGUGUAUAUCUUACUAGACACCACAGGACCCACACUGGGGAGAAACUAUAUAAAUGCUUUGAAUGUGGAAAGUGCUUCAGCCAUGGUGUAUAUCUUACUAGACACCACAGGACCCACACUGGGGAAAAACCAUAUAAAUGCUUGGAGUGUGAAAAGAGCUUCAGCACAAUUGCAUACCUUGCUAUACAUCAUAGAACCCACACUGGGGAGAAAUCACAUAAAUGCUUAGAGUGUGGAAAGAGCUUCAGCACGAGUCUAAACCUUACUAGACACCACAGGACCCACACCGGGGGGAAACCAUAUAAAUGCUAGUAGGGUGGAAAGAGCUUUAGCAGGAAUGAACAACUUACUAUACAUCCUAGAGCCCACACUGGGGAGACAGCACAAGGAAGUUAUUUUUCAUUUGCUAACGCUUUUUGUUUUUUUAGAUCACUCUGUGUUUUCUGGAAUGGGGGAGGGAGACACUUGGAGAUGAAAGACGAAGCCAUGGUGUUAUUACUAAUGGCUCACUGAUAGGAUAGAUUGGAUAUCUCUUGAUAUGAAAUGAUUUGGAUUUGAAUCCACGAGUCUUGAAAUUGCAAGACAGGUUCGAACACACUCUAAUCCCGGAAUCAUUCUUCAGAAUGAGGGAGUUGUUCAGAAUUGGAAAUUUUCCAUAGGAGAGUGUUUACCUCAAUUCCAGCAAAGGUAUCUUUAAGGAAUUUCCCAAACGGCAUGAAGAACGUCAGGGAUGUUUGCUAUACUCUGACCAACACCGGCAGUGUUAUGGGGCAGGUAAUACUUUGCCUAUCAGCGGAUAUGCAGAAUCAGCAAACACAGACAACGAUAGGUGAGUGGACAAGGACUAUCUGUGUUGUAGUAGACUGGCAACCUACUGAUCCAGAGGAAUUAGCGGUCUCAUUGUUAGUUACAACAUCUAAGACUGGAGAUGUAUCUGACAAUAGGCACUCUUCUCCCUUCUCCACGAUUUACAUACAAAAUACAUUUGAGACUGAGAAGGCGUUGCAAGACGGUGCAGAUGUAAGGUUAAACCUUAGUGUUAACUCUGGAAGAGGGGGUACUAAAAGUCCAUGUAGGGCCUCUACUGUUUCUUCAAAGUACCCCUUAUCAAAAUAUAGAGUUCCCACUGGUCAGUCAUUAAGGAAGGAAGACACCUAUACUCAGACUCGUAAUGUAUCUAAGACAGAAGACAGUUGUACAUGACCCUCAUUUUGAUAGAUUAGCUGAUCUGUUUGAUAUACCAUAUACUUUAUCUUCCUACAUAGAGGCAUUAACUUUGGACAAGGAUCUAGGACAGGAGUCUCCAAAUCUUUACACUCAACCUUGGAUUAUUCCUUCCAGGGAAGGUCAGCCCUAUUUAUAUGGCAGAAGAUUUGUACUCCCUGGAUCAAAAGGCCUUAAUAAGCCAAUCCCUUAACACCAACUGACAAUUAGAAAAUGACUCUGUAUUUGAAUGUUUUACUUUCCUCUUGUGGAACAUCUGCGGUUGGCACCAAAAAAGGUUUGAUCUCUAGAUAUGACAUAAUUUGUUUUGCAGGAGACUUGGAUGAAGGACACAUUUGACUUCUCCAACUAUAAUGUCUUUGUGACUCCAGAAACCUUAAGUGCUAGGGGUGGGGAGAAACUCUGGUGGGUUAGCUACUUUUAUUCCGGUACAUUUAAAAGCUAAUUUAAAAGAAUUGCCUGCAUGUGAAAAUUGAGUCUUGCAAUAUUGAUUACAUGUUUUAAUCAUCAACUGAUCUUUGUUAAUGUAUAUUUGCCUACAUUGCGGGAUGGUACUAGGAUUUGGCUGCAGUGGAAAUCUGUGGAGUCAUAUCUCAUGCAAUUAAUUUCCUUAUAUCCAUCAGCCUCCCUCAUUUUUGCUGGGGACUGUAAUGCAAUAUUGAACCUUAAUGAUGUAACACUAUUUGAUGGCUUUGCUUUAUGUCCUCCAAUGAUUGAUGUCCAUCCUAAUAUUUUUACAUGAGUCUCUUUUUCCCCCCCAAAUUCAAUUUUUAUUAAUUUUUAACAGUAAUAAACAUAACAAUCAUAAUAAACACAAAUGGACUUCCCGCGCACCUCUCUUCGUGAAAUUAUAACUAUAAAAUUUACCCUUAUAAUAAUAAUAAUAAUAAAAAACACAAAUUUAAACCUUUAAAGUUAUAAGAAAAGAAAAAACCAUUAAUCUACCCACCCUGCAUUUCAAAUCAAAUCCUGCUGUAAGAUCAAUAAUAGGAAAAUAAUUCUUUAAAUAUAACAAGAGAAAAAAUCAAAACAAUAAAAAACCCAAAAGAAAAAACAAAAACAAGACCUCCCCCCCCCCUUUUUAAGCUAAUCUUCUCUUAACGGCAGUUCAUUACUCUUCUGUUUCUUUGCAUAUAUCAUUCUGUCCACCGUCGAUGCAUACAUGAAGAAAGUCAAGCCAUUUGUAAAGAUUACUCCUUAUAUUAUUCCCAGCAGGAAGGAUUCUGACUUCUUGGGAAAAGUCACCUUCUUUAAUCCAUUAUAUAUCAUGUCUCAAUAGGCCAUAACCUCCCCACGGGUCCAUCACCAAAAAAGAAUAUCUUCAGUAUGCCCACACUUCAAACAUUUGUUUAAAACAUUUUUAUACAUUAAUGCCAGUUUUUAAUGUCAGAUACCAUAUAAAUCAUUUUAUAAUACUUUUCCUUCAAAGCAUAGCAAGCAGUAAGUUUUAAAUCACUCUUCCAUAACUUUUCCCAGGCUGCCCUUUCUAUAUUAUGUCCGACAUCUAUACUAAAAUCAAUCUCUAACCAAAUUUUAUAUUUCAGUUAAGCUUUUUAACUUACAAUCCUUUCCAUAAAAAUACAACAAAUCUCUGUAAAUACCUCAACACAUCUAGAUGUUUGGUUCUUUACGCAAUAGAGCUUCAAUCAAGGAUAACCAUAACAAAAUUUUGGUUCUAACCAAUUUUUACAUUUUAACCAUACCCUCGUUAAGCUCCUUCUUACAUAAUAAUUCAAAAAAUCUGUGUAUUUUACUUUUUUCAUACCCUAAGCAGGCAUGCCAUCCAAACCUUCUAUCAAAACCCUCCAGGUCAAAAACUCUGGAGUUUCUCAGUAUUAUCUAUUCUUUAACCAUAUCUAACAAACAACAUCAAAAUAGAACCUUAAAUCUGGCAAGGUAAAACCAUAUAUUUAGAGUUUAUUCUUAAUCUUUCCCCCUGCCAAAUAAGCUUACUUAUAUCCACUUGCCAUUGCCUAAAACAAGUCAUACUGUUAAUUAUAGGAAUAUACUAGAAAAAAAGUAUCCUUUUAAAUAGGACAUUUAUCUUCACCACUAAAGUUCUUCUCAUUAAAGAUAAAUUCAUUUUGGACCAUCUUUGCAAAUCCUUUUUCAUUGAGUUCCAUAUUUUAACAUAGCUGUUUAGCAAACAGCGACAGAAAGAGAAGGGGGGAAAAAGGGAAAAAAAUCCGUGUUUUAUUAUUUAAUAAUUAAUCUCCCAAAUAUUUCCCUUUCUUCUCCACUCUUAGCCCACUUAUUUCCAGAAAUCCAUCUUUAAUUUUCUAAUCUAUAUUUUAAAUCAAAACCUAGUUUUAAUCUUAUUUAUAUAAAAACCAGCCAGUUGACCAAAUUACUAUAUCUUAUCCAAAAAUCUUUCAGUUUUGUCCAUUGAAUUUUCUAAAAAAUUACAUUCCAAAAAAAAGAGAGAGAGAGAGAGAGAGAGAAAUAAAAGAAAAAAAAUUCUGUAUAUAUAUUUGUAAUCCAUAUGGACUGAUUUAGAGUAUAUAUUUAUGGAACAGGAUGCUCAGAAGAUAAGUCUUUUUUAUAUUUCCGCCAAAAUUCUUGUGCUUUGAGGAGCUCAGUAAAUCUGUUCUUCUUAUUUUUGUAGAAAAAGGAGAGUCCCUCUGGCAAUUCCCAUCUGAAACGUAUUCCCUUGGCAUUUAAUGCAUCGGUCAAAAAUUUAUAAUCCUUACGUUUUCUUAAAAUUCUAGCUGGAAUUUCCUUCAAAAUUUUUAUCUGAUGAGCUUGGAUUGUUAGGGCUGUGGUGAGAUGGGCCUGAAUGAUUCGUUCAACUAUUGAUUUAGUGGUGAACUGUACUAGACAAUCCUUGAUUAAAUUAUUUCUUGUGGCAAAGUCCGAGUUUUGACGAAAAGCUAUCUCAAUCUGAGCUUCCAUCUCUCCUGCUGUAAUUCCCAAAAGUAAUGCAAGUUCUGCUCCAAGUAGUUUCUUGACAUUCUGGUUGGGAAUUUCUGGGAUGCCUCUAAACCUUAAAAAUCUCUCUUUUUGUCUUACUUCCAGCAAAGCCAUUUGAUCUGAUAAUUUUUCUCUGUCAUCUUUCAGUGAUCCCACAUCUUUCCCUAAAGCUUCCACUCUUAAUCUAAAUUCUUUAUUAUCUUGUGCUAAUUUCUUAAGAAUUUUGUCAAUAUUUGAAAUUUUAUCAUUUAAUCCAUUCAUAUUUUGUUUCAUCUGGGUCAUAUCCAAGAUGACUUGUUUAAGGGCAGUGGCAUUUGAUUGUAAAACAUCAGCAUUUGAUUGCAGUGUUUGCUUCAUCUCAGCGAGCAUUUGGUCCAUAGCUACAGGUGUUUUGGUUUCCCCCACACCUAAAUCUGGAAGUGAAGGUCUCCUGGCUUGCAUAUGUGUCUGGCUCUGAUGAGCUUUGCCUCUCAUGAUGAUAUGAAGGGGUAAAGAAAAGAAAAAUACUUGCAGAGCAAAAUUUGUCCUUGAUCUCAAAACAGAAAGUAAGAGCCUGUGCUUAUUUCUCAAACAUAAACAAUUCUGCAUCGUGUAUUCUGUAUCUAAUCACUGGCAUAGAAUUUUCUCACGGUGGUGUAGGACAUCUAUUUGUUUCCAUUGGUUAGGAGGAAUGAUAGGCAGAGUCCAUAGCAAAUAGGAAACACCAAGACGUCUCUUCUUUAAACUUAAAGAAUAGUAAUCCCCAUUAAUAAAAUCUUUUCAGGAUGUUAAAAAAAAAUUAUCAACAAUUUAAGUCUUAGGUUUUAAUGUUUAGCAAGCAAAGUAAAAGAAAGAAUUCCUUUCUUCGAUCCAAAGAGAAACUUACAGCCUUAUCUGUAGCGUCUUUCCCAGAAACACAUGAGGAAUUUCAUCAAUUUGUCAUCAUUAUUCACUGGAGAGGUGAACUUCUUGAACUUCAAACAUUAAUUAUAUCCAAGCCAUAGAGAUUGUCUGCUGGGCAGCUUCGGUCAUAAAGAUUUCCUAAGAAGGAGACGAGCAAAGAUGGAAUCCUUUUCCCUGCCGAUCACCUUGAGACAAAAACCGAGCUUUACAGCUCAAUCCCUGUAUCAGAUAACCAGUAUAUGAGAAAUCGUGGUUUAUCUUGUGUCAAUCCUUUAAUCCAGGACGACGUGGGAGGGUUUUGAAGCCUCAAAAACCCUCUUAUUUCUCCUUCUUGGUCUCCCCUUUGCAGAGGAGCAGCAGCUGUCUCGGCCAGUCUCGAUAGAUAAAGUAGGCAACUUUGCAGGAUGUAUGCUCAUCCAGACUAUUAGCAACUUAGAUUUAUUUUUGUUAAAGGCGAUCGCUCCAAACAGUAUACCUUCUUGUCUGAGGCUAAACGGUCAACUAUUGAUUAUAUAGCAAGAUCUCGUGACCUUCUUGAGAGGAAAGCUGAAUUUAGAGUCAUCCCAAGACCAGAAAGUGAUCAUCUGCCUAUCCUGCUGAGCUGUAAUUUAUUGGACGAUGACUUUAAAAAUUGAACAUAUAAUUUGCAGGCGAAAUAAUAAUUUGCAGGCGAACAUUAACACCAAUAGGUGGGAAGAGAAUUAAAUGGUCACAACACCCUGCCCAGGGAGUGAUUGAUUAGUGUAUAUCAGAAACGGAUAUGAGGAUACGUGAAACUGCUUAUGUCAUAUUUGGGGAAUUUGGAUUGCAAUUUUGGCAUGCCUGCAGAACAACCUCUUGUCAAUCAUGAUGAGAUGUUUGCAAAUUAUGAGUUUUUAAUACAUCAACUUUGCCCACUGCUGACAUGAGUGAGCUUGAAAGAUGUGGAACAGACUUCAAAAAUUAAUUUUAAAAAUGGUUUGAUCAGGAGUGUAGAGUGGCAAAAGGAGUAUUAGUCCAGCUUUCUAGAGACCUUAAAAUUUAUUUUUCAUUACAAUUGAAAAAUGAAAUGUUACAGCAUAAAAGAGAAUCUAAAUCUCUUUUAAGAUUCAAAAAGGAAGCUGCCAUGAAAGAACGUUGGGCAGCUGUUAUAAACGCUGUAAACAGUAAGGAUACAACUGCUUUUUGGCGGCUAAUCUCAUCCUCGAUACACCCAUAUGUUCAAACCCCAAUUUCGGCUGCACAAUGGGAAUCAUAUUUUAUGACACUUUAUAGUGAGCCAUCCUCAUCCCCCUUGAUAGAGAUUCCACAAGCUUCUCUACUCCUCUGGUCUCUGGUUACAAUCGAGGAAAUUAAAUGGUUAAUUGCACAGCUGAAGAGAAGGAAACCACCUGGCUACAACCAUAUCCUUCCAGAUUUUUUGUCAUCAUAUAUAGAUUGAACAGCCCAUAUUCCCGAAAACUGGGGACUUGCUAUCGUCGUUCCGAUUCAUAAAAAAGGUUUGUAAGAUGACCCGUGCAAUUAUAGACCGAUACGUUUGCUUAGCGUAAUUAGCAAACUCUAUGCGAAGCACUUAUGUAUUCAACUCUGUGAGUGGAUGAAUAAAGAAGGUAUUAUAGAACCGGAACAAUUAGGGUUUACAGCAGGUAGAUCAGUAAUGGAUCAUUGCAUUGUAUUGCACCAUCUAAUAGAAAAAUAUAUGUUUGAGAGAAAAACAUCUCUGUACGCAGCAGCCUUUAUUGAUUUCCAAAUGGCUUUCGACUCCAUAUCUAGAGAUGUACUUUGGGCAAACUACUUAAAACCUCAAUUGAUAAAAGAUUGCUGUUAUUAAUAUAUAGAUUGUAUGAAAACUCAAAUCUUUGAGUAUGCCUUAAGCCCGCAGGCCAGCUUUCAAAGAAGAUACCUAGAAAGAAGAGUGUUAGACAGGGCUGUAUAUUAGCUCCUUUUCUAUUUAAUUUUUAUUUUUAUGUUUACAGGUUAAUUCAGCAGCUACAACACUCUGACAUACAUGCUCCAAAACUGAUAGACAAACAUCUUCUGAUUCUCAUGUAUGCCAAUGAUGCCGUGGUCCUGUCGCAAACCAGAAUAGGUCUAAAGAAGGCCUUGGGUGUUUUGGCUAGUUACUUUAAGGAAGAACAGUUAAUAAUAAAUCAUGCGAUGACGAAAAUUCUUUGCUUUAGUAUUAAACAUUGGGCUCUUCAUUGGUCAAUUGAAGGUAAUAAGGUAGACCAAGUAAAACAAAUUAAAUAUCUCAGGAUAGUUUUUCAAUUUAAUGGUCAUAAAACUGCCCAUAUUAGAUCAGCGGCAGAUACAGCUAAGCACAGUAAUGGAGCCAUAUUGAAAAAUGUUUGGUCCCACGGAGGGAGUUAUAUUCCUGCAGCUGUAAAACUUUAUACUGCUAAAGUAAUCUCUCAACUCCUUUAUGGGACACAACUGGGACCGUAUACCAAUUUCAAUGAUCUUGAAAAAAUUCAAACUGGGUUCCUAAGGACUAUAUUUGGUGUACCUCUGUGUCUCUAAUGCGGUGAUCUGCCUUGAGGCAGGUUUACUUAAAUUGGAAACUAGAGCUUGGCUUCUAAUGAUAUUUUAUUGGAUUAAGUUACAUCUUCGCCCAUUGGGGCUAAUCCCAAAACGUUUGGCGGCCGAGCCUCAGAUAUCCUGCUCCCAGAAAAUAAUAGAUAAAUUGUGUAAGUGUGGCCUGUCACCUGCCCUACUGCUAGAGAGUGGUGUUAAUGCAGCUUGUAGCCUCGUACAACAGAGAUUAAUUGAUAUUGAUAUCCAAGAAGAGAAAGCCCGCCUACCAUCCUUUUAUAAGCAAAUAUACACAAAGCCCGAUCUUUCCUGGCAACAUAUCUAUUUACAGUUACUUUGAGCAAGUUUCGUUGGGCCCUUUCUAGGGCUAGGUUUGAUGCUUUUCCCUCCACAAAGCUUUACGGAAAGUAGCUGAAAUUACAUGAAGAUCGCAAAUGCUCUUGCGGAAGGGUGAUCAAAACUAUGGCUCACAUUCUUUUAAAAUGUCCAAUCUAUCAAAAAUUGAGGUGUCAACUAAUUAGCCCAUUGAUAAAAGACAUCAAGGGACAGACAGACAACUUUGUUGUUACAUACCUAUUAGCAGAUAAGAAUGUAACAGCAUCAUAUGUAGUAGCUAAAUUUUGUUAUGUCGCCACCAGAAUGCGAACUUUAAAGGAAUAGAUUUUUAACGUAACUAUAUAUCAUCGUUAAUGUUUAUCUUUAUAAGUAUGAUUGACUGUCUUUACAAAUAAAGACUGUAUGUAAAGUCUU
Molecule: messenger RNA, 11450 nt
Organism: Hemicordylus capensis (graceful crag lizard)
Lineage: Eukaryota; Metazoa; Chordata; Lepidosauria; Squamata; Cordylidae
Product: zinc finger protein 850-like
Exons: 2
Coding region: 1515-3485 (656 amino acids)
Biological process (GO): regulation of transcription by RNA polymerase II
Cellular component (GO): nucleus
Molecular function (GO): DNA-binding transcription activator activity, RNA polymerase II-specific; RNA polymerase II cis-regulatory region sequence-specific DNA binding
Source: RefSeq, a predicted model, not a curated record